GUUGUUUCCACAGUCUCUUUGUUUAAACAAGCCUUCCCUGAAAAAAAAAGAGAGAAGAAGUCUUGGGAAUAUCAAUUACACAUACCCCUACAGUUAAUCAAUCCAUUAACACUCAAUUGAUUCCAACUUCAACUAUUUCAAGAAGCGUUUCUGUAUUAUAAGGUUGCUUUUUUCUUGAGUUAUGGCUAAGAGUACUACAAAGACAGCCAAACCGAAAGCUGCUGUCACUGGAGCCGCCGCUGCAGCUGCAGCUGCAGCUGCCAAGGUAAGCAAACAUCAAAGCAAGCAAGACACUGUUUGUUCGGUGGAUCCCAUUGCUGAUCCCGUGUUCGCCAAGGGUGAAGUAAGGGAAUAUUUAGUAACUGAACCAUCUCCGGCUGUACUUAAAAAGCGACAACUACUUGGAGCUAAAGAAUACUGGAUGCUUUCUUCCUUGCUAGUCAUCUCCCUCUAUGUGAGAUUAUAUGAUUUAGCCAAUCCUAAUUCCGUGGUGUUUGACGAAGUUCAUUUUGGUGGAUUUUCCAGAAAAUACAUUUUGGGUCAAUUUUUCAUGGAUGUUCAUCCUCCUUUAGCCAAGAUGCUUUUUGCGGCUGUUGGUGCUAUUGGUGGCUAUAAAGGUGAUUUUGAAUUUAAAAACAUUGGUGAUGUUUACCCAAGCUCAACUCCAUACGUUUUCAUGAGACAAUUCCCAGCAUUGUUAGGUGUGGGUACCAUAAUCUUUUGCUAUUUGACUUUGAGACAAUCUGGGGUGAGACCAAUUAUUGCUUAUAUUACUUCAUUUCUUUUGUUGAUCGAAAACUCCAAUGUUACAAUCUCAAGAUACAUUUUAUUGGACUCCCCAUUGUUGUUCUUUAUCGCUGCUGCUAUCUAUUCCUGGAAGAAAUUUGAAAUCCAAAUCCCAUUCUCGUUCGGAUGGUAUCGUGGGUUAGUUGCUACUGGGAUUGCUCUUGGUUUAGCAUUCAGUUCUAAAUGGGUUGGUUUAUUCACCAUCGCCUGGGUGGGUCUCUUGUGUAUCUACCAAAUGUGGUUUAUUGUUGGUGAUUUAUCAAUUUCUCCAAAGAAGGCAUGGGGUCAUUUCUUUGCUCGUGGUACUAUUUUGUUGGGAGUUCCAAUCGCUCUUUACUUGUUCUUUUUCGCUGUUCAUUUCUCAGUGUUGACUAACACGGGUGAUGGUGCUUCAUUCAUGAGCAGUGCAUUUAAAGCAGGAUUGAAGGGAAACAAGAUUCCUCGCAAUGUUACCGCUAACGUUGGUUUAGGAUCUAUUGUCACUAUUCGUCAUGUUGAAACUAGUGGUGGAUAUUUGCAUUCUCAUGAUGCUUUCUACCCAACUGGUUCCAAACAACAACAAGUUACCUUGUACCCACACUUGGAUUCAAAUAACAAAUGGUUUAUUGAACCAUACAAUGGUACUAUUUACAAUGAAACUUUUGUUCCAUUAGUUGACGGUAUGAAAAUUAGAUUGAGACAUAUUAACACUCACAGAAGAUUACAUUCUCACGAUGAAAAACCACCUGUUAGUGAACGUGAUUGGCAAAAGGAAGUUUCCUGUUAUGGAUAUAAGGGAUUUGAAGGUGAUCCAAAUGAUGAUUUUAUUGUUCAAAUUGUUGACUACCGUUCUGCUAAGGGAGAAGCUCAAGAAAAGGUCAGAGCCAUUGAAACUGUAUUUAGAUUAAAGCAUGCCAUGACUGGAAACUACUUAUUCUCAAGUGAAGUCAAAUUACCAGAAUGGGGUUUUGGUCAACAAGAAGUUUCUACUGCUUCCCUGGGUAAGCGUAAGCUCACUCACUGGUAUAUUGAAGAAAAUGAAAACCAAUGGUUGGAUUCACAAGAUGCUGACAUUAUUAAUUAUCCUGAAUUGACUUUCUGGCAAAAGGUUGUUGAAUCUCACGCCAGGAUGUGGAAGAUCAACCAAGGUUUAACUGAACAUCACCACUGGCAAUCAAACCCAUACGAAUGGCCAUUAUUGUUAAGAGGUAUCAAUUACUGGGCUCGUGACCAUAAGCAAAUCUACUUUUUGGGUAACGCUGUUACUUGGUGGGCUGCUAGUGCAUCCAUCGUCACUUUUGGUAUUUACGUUGUUAUUUCCGUAUUUAGAUGGCAAUUGGGUCAACCAGUCUCUAAGGAUAAGCACGUAUUUAACUUUAAUGUCCAAACUUUUUCAUAUGUGUUGGGUUGGGCUUUACAUUACUUGCCAUUUUUCAUCAUGGGUAGACAAUUAUUCUUACAUCAUUACAUUCCAGCCCUUUAUUUCGGUAUCUUGGCCUUAGGUCACUUUUUGGAAAUCUUUACCGGUUAUUUGACUUCAAGAUCCAAGACGCUCCAAAACAUUGCCCUUGUAUUGGUUGGAUUGUUUGCUUUAUUCAGUCUUGCUUUCUACUUCAACUAUUCUAGUUUGAUUUACGGUACUCCAUGGACUAAAGAUGCUUGUGUCAAGUCCCAAAUUAUCGGUUCAUGGGAUUAUGACUGUAACAACUUCUAUAACAAAUUAUCUGAAUAUGAUGCAUCUCAACCUGACACCGUUGCAUCAGUUACAGUUUCAGAAGCCCCAGCCGUGCAAGCUGAAAAUACCCCAAGUACUACUCCAGCUGCCAAUGAAGAAAAACCUGAACAUGAUCCACUUAAGGACACAACCACCACCAAGAAGAAGAAGAGUGCUAAGAAAGACAAGAAGAAGUCCUCUAAGAAACCUGCUGAUGCAAGAGGUCCAAAUGUCAUUGCUAAACCUGGAGAACCAGAAAAGAAGAUUUCCGGUCCAGUUAUUGAUUUCGUUCCUAAAGGUGAAGAUUUAGAGCGUCUCAAGAGAGGUGAAAAGGUUGAUAUUAAACCAGUAGUUAAAAAAUACAAUGAUGAUGGUGAAGAAAUUGAAGAAGAAUCUCCAGAAAUUGUAGGUGAACCUGAACAAUUAGCACCUCCUGCUGCAGUUGAUCCAGAAACUCCGCCUGAAGUUAAGUCCCCAGCUGAAGAAGUUGAAAGCUCUACACAAAAUGAAGAGUCAUCCCGUGAAGUCAAGCCAAAGAAGGCCAAGAGAGAAGAGAAUAAACGUCCGCCUGUCAUUGAUUUUGUCCCAAGAGGAGAAGCUUUAGAACGUCUUAAGCGUGGUGAAAAGAUUGACAAAUAUGAACCUGUUAUUAGAGAAUUUGACGAAUUGAAAGAUGGUGCUCAAGCUGGAGAUAUUGAUCUUGAAAGAGGAAUUCGUAAACCUAAGGAAGAAGUAAAGACCACCACGGCCAGUUCUUCUAAAAGUAAUGCUAAAAAACCUAAAGAAUCAGCCCGUGCUGUUGAAGCCAAAAAGGAUAAACCUAAGCGUCCACCUGUAAUUGAUUUCGUACCAAGAGGUGAAGCCUUGGAACGUCUUAAGCGUGGUGAAAAAAUUGAAAGUUACAAGCCAGUCGUUAGAGAAUUCGAUGAAGAAAGAGAUGGCCCUAAAGAAGGUGAUCCAAUAAUCCCAAAGAAAAACAGAAGGGACUUUGGAGCCUUUUAAGAUAAAUGCAAGGUGAAAGCAUUGAACACUUCAAGUUGGAGAUGCUGGUCAAGAUAAAUAGGUCAUUGCAUUGAGAUUAUUUUCAGUAAAUGACAAUUGACUAAAUUUUUUUUUAAAUAAAUUCUACGUUGGAGAAAUAUUGUUUGAUGCAAUAUGUUAUUUCCUUUGUAUAACCUUGAAUAUAACUUUUAUUGUUUUACUUUUAUUAAACAGAUAAGAAAAGAUUCGUGUAAAUAUAUUUAUAUGUGGUAAAGAACUAUGUAAAUGCUGAGUUUAAUUCUCGGGAGUAUCGACGUUCUCAAUAGCUCUUCCUCUAACAUAUUUUUCCUUCUUAACUUGAUCAUUAAGGGUAGAAUACAAGCCGAGACCGCCGUGAAUAAGCUUAAUUGCAACAAACAUCACAAAUAAGACGGGCCAGAUAUAAACAUCCAAUUGGUCAGAGCUUCUUCUGUAAUAAUGCAGGAAGAAAAUAGUGAGAAGGGCAGGUAAGUGAACCAUAGUGUAGUUUAUUAAACAUGGAACAAUUCCACUCGUCCAUAGUGCUUGGUACAUCGUGAUUUGUUGCGGAAUUGGUCUCAAGUAAAACAAGAAAGGUAAUAUAGUCCAGAACGAAACUAUGAAAUGAAGAAACACGGUAGGUGGGUCAAAUAAUAAAUCUUGGUUAUAUCUUCCAGUGGUAUAACGAACAGGGUUGAUCACCACUGCACGAUGUACACUAAUAAUCCAGUUGAUCCAUAGCACGGCACUAGGAGUACUCAAUACUAGUGCUUUAGGCAUUCUAUUAAAAAGGCGUCCAAAAUCAAGGAGUCCUUGGAAAAGACGCUGUUGAGGUGGAAGUUCAUCAUUGGCUGGCUCUGCUGCUGCUACUCCAUCCACCUGUUCUCUGCCCAAUUGAAUUUCGUUGUUUCCUCCCUGAGGUGCAUCAGCCACUAAGGAUUUGUCAUAAAAUUUCAACAAUUUGAUUUGCAUAACAAGACCAAUAGCAAUAGAACCAAAAUCAGCAAGUCUCCAGUCUAAAUCGACAUCUUGGUAUAUAAAUGUCGGUGCCACGGCUUUAUACAAGUACAGGUUCGCACGAAGAAUUGGUCUACCCAUCAACACAGCAACCACUGCACAGGAUAAGAUCAAAAUCACAGCAAACACCCAAAGCAAAAAUAUCAACCCGAAACAUCUCAUUCUGAAGUUAGGUGGACGAUAAACUAUAGCAUAUGCAUUUUCACCAGUAAAAUCUCCUUCAUCUUCUUCAUCGGAAGGAGUCUCAUAUCCUGAUCUCUUUUUGUUUUCAUGUGGAACUUCCAACAAUUUGUCAUCUUUGGUAACUGCCACAAACAACUUCUUGAUGAACUUUCUAGACACGGUAUCAUUGUCAGGAGCUCUUACAUAAUUACCAUCCGGUACAAAGCAAGCAUUUACCGAAGGAUUUUCUUUGAAAGUUUCGACUGCUUCUCUGUAAGACACGGGCUUUGUGUAAUCAGGUUGAGCUUGACCAAGAAGUUGAUGCCAUAAGUUUCUGUAAACAACAUGUCCACGUUCAUGACUAAUUGGUUUGCCCAAAAUAAAAUGGGAUAAUCUUAAUUUAUGAGCGGAAAGUUCAAAGGCUCUAUGCCAGUACCUUCUAACAUACUUUGUAAUCAACACAUGUGAAUCGGCUACGGUAUUAAAUAAGAAUCCCGAAAUUAAAACCGUGAAAUAGGAUGGUAGUUGGAUAGGUAAGAACACAUUAUAAUCAACAUUACUUGAAGAAGUAACCAAAUAUCUUAAUCCCCAAGUCACGCCCCCAAUUCCAAACAAUAUGAAACCAGUGUAGACUUUGGCACUGAGAUAGAUUCUUGAUAGCUGUAAAGCUAAAGGUUUCAUCAAGGCAUCAUGGAUCAACCUGGCAUUUGGAUCGUCGGGGGAUCUAAUGAAGAACAAUACACCCGGACGCAAGAUACUACUUCUGACCAUGCCCACAAAUAAUGCAAAGAACAACAUGUAAAGGGUACCACUUGCCCAAUACAAGAAUAUUCUAAGAUAUGUCACUUGUAAAAUUUCGAAAAACGAUGUAAUAAGGACAAUAUAUUGUGAUCCUGACUUUGUAGUAAUUGAGAAAGUAGGCAAUAAAAGAGGAGCAAAACAGAAAUCUAAUAACCACCCACAGUAUACUGGGAAGAAGAAGAUUUCAAUGGCAAAUAUGAGGAACACUUUAGCGGUUGAACUGACUUCAAAUAAAACCUUGUAUACCUUUCUAGUAGUUCCAAUGACUGGCCCCGGAGCAGUAAGUAAAACUUGCAUACAUUUGUAAAUAGUUGCACAAAUCACAGCAUACCCAAUACUCAAUAAAACAAUUCUUUCCACUAAGGAAUACUGAAUAUACCCAUUCAAACCACUGUUGAAUGAAAAUAUGUUUCCUAAAGUUGAAAUGGCUGGUUUAAUAACAUAAUCAUUCAAGGUAAAUAUGGCAAAUUCAAAAACAUCAUGAUCAGCCCGU
Spathaspora passalidarum NRRL Y-27907 is the source of this 5951-nucleotide messenger RNA. It is a transcript of the gene PMT1, whose product is annotated as dolichyl-phosphate-mannose-protein mannosyltransferase. Gene Ontology annotation, biological process: protein O-linked glycosylation via mannose. Lineage: Eukaryota; Fungi; Ascomycota; Pichiomycetes; Serinales; Debaryomycetaceae. The record is from RefSeq and is a predicted model, not a curated record. The transcript has a single exon. The coding region runs from base 182 to 3481 and encodes 1099 amino acids. Gene Ontology annotation, cellular component: membrane; endoplasmic reticulum. Gene Ontology annotation, molecular function: dolichyl-phosphate-mannose-protein mannosyltransferase activity.